GCCGGCCCUGCGGUUGGACGGGCGUGGCUCCCUGGGGUCACCUGGCGCUGCCAGGUGCCGACCCUGCAGGCUGCCGCUGCGGCCCUCCUUCCUCUUCCUCCUCUCAGAGCCCCCGCCAGACGUCCCCACUUGCCCUGACGCCCGCUCCCACGCUCACGCACUCUCCCGAGAUGAGAAAGUUGAUCAAGCGAUUUGGCAGAAUUCACACCCUUGGUGACAGUCAGCUGUCCACGGCAAGAUUUGAACUGGAGUCUUUGGACCGUACACUCCCUCUGCUUCGAGUGUGUGGGAGACAUCUUGUCAGAAGAGACCCUCGACGGUGGCAUAUCGCUUCCCAGAGAAAACUGUCUUUUUGGAUAGCUGGAUAGUAAGCACGAUACUGGACACUGGUGACUGAGCAAGGAAUCGGAGACAGACCCCUGGUUUAAAGCAAGAACUCAGAGCUCCCGCUGGCUCUCUUCUGACCCCACAGAUCUUAUCUGUCUCAUAACAUCCCUAAGCGGUGGCGGGCUCAGGAUGGAAAGGAGCCAGGGACAGCCCUAAUCCACUUAGAAAGACCAUCUGGACUGAGAAGUAACCUCUGGAGGAGGCCGGGUAUAAGCAUGUAGAGAUACCAGUUUUCCGCCGAUUACUGCUUUUGCCGCAUCCCAUAGGUUUUGGUAGAGAAAACAAGCAUCGUUUUUUCCAUGUUACAUGUUCCACCAGACGUUCUGAAACUUGACUGAAGGAAAAAAAAAUGUUUGUUUCUCUGGGUAAUCACACCUUUCAGCCCCAGUCACAUCCUGGGCACCCAUCUCUAGAUCCCAGCUGCAUGGUCCUCUUAGUUAUACUUGUGAAAACAUUCCUCAACAUCCUGAUGAUAGCCAUUGGAAGAAAGGACACCCACCAAAGUUUUCUGGAAUAUUUUUGCGUGUCCGUAGCGCUCAUUGACUUCUUACUUCUGGGGGGCCUCUCUUUCAUAGCCUAUUUCCAGGACUUUGCCCUUUGGGGCAUCAGGUUUACAAAAUACCACAUCUGUCUGUUACCUCAAAUUAUGUCCUUUGCCUGCGGCUUCCUGCACUGCCCAGUUUUUCUUCUAGCCGGUCUGGAUCACUACCUGAACAUCUCGCAGACGUCAAAGGUCUCACGCUUCUGUCGGAACAUCUUUUACUUCUUUUCAGUCAUUUUCAUUUGGAUUGCAGCCCUUGUGUAUGUCUUGGGAGACCCUGUCAUCAACGUAAGCCUGAGCAAACACGGUCUUUCUUCCUACCAGUGCCCGUUCUACGUUAGCAUUCAGAGCUACUGGCUGUCGGUUUCCAUGGUGGGGGUCCUCCUGGUGGUUUUCGGGACUUGCUGGUCCGAAGUCCCGGCGCUGAUUCGGUCCCUUCGCAUCGCUUCCUACAUGAAUGAGACCGCCCUGUACUUUCCCCUUGCACCAGACUGGGAUCAUAUGGUCAUCUGUAAAAAGCAGCUCUUGAUCAAGCUUCUGAUCUGUUUUCUUGGAACAUGGUUCCCAUUCGUUUUCCUUCAGAUCAUCAUUCUGUUUCUGGACAUACGGAUUCCAGCCUACGUGGAGAUGAAUGUCCCCUGGUUGUAUUUUGUUAACAGUUUUCUCAUUGCCACGGUUUACUGGUUUAGGAGUCAUGAGCUUAAGGUAACAGAAACAGUUUUAUACAUGGACCCAUUCGUCAGCUGGAAAUUCUGCUUUAUUCCAUUUACAAUUCAUCAUAUGGAGCAAAUGGGAAAAGCUGAAGCAGUAACAGUCUGUUGAUUUGUUGCUGUGUUGGGUAAUGAAAGCCCAGAGCUCAUUUCACUGUGUGAUCAUCUUUGUAAAUGGAGCAGACGAGGAAAUGUGAGGGUGGCCAUCCAAGGACUGGCCACACUGAUGUUUGGGGCCAUGAGCUGAAAUGCACAGAUAGGAUUUGGAUCCUGAAAAUGUAAAGAGAUUUCAAUCCCCCACAAUUCCAGUGAGUCAGUAACCUUUUUAGAAUUUGCUAAACAAGAAAUAUUCUUUACACAUUUCUUUAAAAGGCCACAACUACCUUAGUUUUAUUCCAGGAAGUUUUGUACUUCAGAUGGAAAUUUGUUUCAGAGCUCAAAAAUAGAGGUAAUCUGAUUGGAGAGACUGACUGACUAUAUUAAUGUUUGUAUUACCCAGGAACCAAAUCCUUAGGUAAAUCACAGACUUACUGACAACUCUGCAGGUCUUCAUUAAACAUUUUUAAAAGGA
Molecule: messenger RNA, 2209 nt
Organism: Phascolarctos cinereus (koala)
Lineage: Eukaryota; Metazoa; Chordata; Mammalia; Diprotodontia; Phascolarctidae
Source: RefSeq, a predicted model, not a curated record